Molecule: messenger RNA, 2352 nt
Organism: Onychostruthus taczanowskii (white-rumped snowfinch)
Lineage: Eukaryota; Metazoa; Chordata; Aves; Passeriformes; Passeridae
Product: B-cell differentiation antigen CD72-like
Exons: 6
Coding region: 1-924 (307 amino acids)
Cellular component (GO): plasma membrane
Molecular function (GO): transmembrane signaling receptor activity
Source: RefSeq, a predicted model, not a curated record
AUGGCCCAGAGUGUGGUCUACGCCGACCUGAAGUUCGCGGCGCGGCCCCCAUCCACCGUGCCCGACGACGAUGACAGCCCGUACGAGAACGUGCCGCUGGGGCCGGUGGCAGCCGCGCCCAGCCCAGGGCGCUGGAGCCGGCGAUGGCACAUCCCCACGGCGCUGCUCUUAGCCACCCUGCUGCUGCUGCUGCUGCUGCUGGUGGCCGUCGUGGCCCUGGGGGCUUGCCACUGGCAGGUCACCCGCAGCCUGCAGGACUCCUCCCGUGAGCACACAGCCCAGCAGGGCCGCCUGUCGCAGGAGCUGAGGGCGCAGGAGCAGAGCCUGGAGCAGGCACAGCUGGAGCUGGCAUGGGCCAGGAAAGAGCUGCAGCGAGCGUGGCGCCAGAGCAACGUCAGCCAGCUGGAGCUGAAAAGCAGGAAUGCUGAGCUGGGGCAUACCCAGCAGGAGCUGGCUGCGUUGCAGGAGAAGAUGCAGGUGGUGCAGGGGAGGCUCAACACCAGCGAGAGAACUGUGAGCAGCCUGCGUGCCUGCGUGAACACAGAAUGCUGCCCCUGGGGCUGGGUGCUCUUCAAGAGCAAGUGUCUCUACAUCUCGGCGACAAACAAGACCUGGGAGCAGAGCCAGGAAGACUGUGAAGGGAGAUCUGCUCGACUGCUGGUCCAGGAUGAGUGGACACCACUGACAGUGCCGAAUUUUGUGCAGGCGUCUAAGGCACACUACUGGAUUGGAGGAAGACCUUUUUAUGCGGCAAGGAGAUCUAUGUGGAAGGACAGCAAACACCCUUCGAAACGCCACAUUCCAGACUGCUGGUCACUAGUUGACGGGGAAAUGUGGAAUAAGCGGUGUGACAGUCCCAACCCGUGGAUCUGCGAGAAAUCCCCAAAGCUGAGCAUAGCAUCUGAGACUCAACCUCCUUUUUAGCCAAGGACUGAGUGCUGCCACCCCCACUCCAUCCCUGGACUCAGGAACAGGGCCUGGGUGUGCACCUGAGACCCUGUCCCUGUCCCCGCUUUGCCUCAAUUGCCUUGCAAAACUGCUGGGGAAAAGUGUCUCUAUUUUAAAGCAAGGAUUAUGGAAAAGACACCUUAUUCCCCUCUCCCACACUCAUGCAAACAUAUAUUAUACUGCUUCGUACUGUGCCACUGCACAUCCCUGUGUGCCCUGGCAAAUGCAACUCCAGUGCAGAGCCCAGCUCUUACCUUCUUUGCUACCCCAAGGUGCCAGGGGAGCAGGAUCUGCCACUUGCAGAUAAUUUUGGACCUGAGGGAUGACACACUGAUGUCCUCAACCUGUCCAUUUUGGUGAGACCUGUGGAUUUACAGCCUGUCCCUUCUCUCAGCAUUGACAGCUCUCAUCCUGCCCUUUCUUCUGCCUUCAUCACCUGCCCAGGGCUUUGGGCUGGGUCCUGCCUGGAAAGGCUGCUGACAGUGGAGCCAUCAGCAUGAGGAAAUACUGGGAAGCCCAGAGACCAUAUAGGAAAUGGGGGAGUGCUGGGGAGAUUUGAGAACAUGGUGGAUGAAUGAGGAAACUCUAAAACCAUGGGAGGAAAACAAGGGCAAUGAAGAGCCCUAAGACUGUGGGAGGUGAAUGUGGGAAUCCUGAGACCAUGGAAAGGGAGCACAGUGGAACUGCAAAUGAGGGUGGUCCUGAACAAUUGGAGGUGCACAGAUAAGACAGUGGGAGAGAGGAAGGAGCACUAGGGAGGCUUGGGAGCAUGGGGAAAAGGGGACACCCUUCCCACCAAGGGGGAAGGAUCCCUAAGAAUGUGGUGGAACGUUAUCUGCCAAAGGAGGGUGAUGAGAGACACCAGUCCAGGACCCAGGGUGACCCUCCCUGUCUCAGUCAGUGUUUCUGCAGAGAAGAGAAUGUUUUGGCAGCCAGUUUGCUAAGCUGGACCUGAGGCAGCCAGCAUGGCUUCACAGCCCCUGCCCAACCAAGCCUGUGGCCUUCUACAAUGGAGUGAUUGCAUCUGUGAACAAGGGAAGGGCUACACCUGUCAUCUGUCUGGGCUUCUGAAAAGCCUUCAGCACACCCCUCCUCUAAAUCUGAGAUAAGUGGAUUCAAUGGGUGAACUGUUCCUUGGGUAAGGCUGGACAUCUCCAUCUAGAAGAUUGUGGUCAAUGGCUCUGUGUCCUCUGGUGAUCAUGUUGGCCCUCAGGGAUUCACCUUGGGACCAAUGUUAUUUUGUCAACAAUGUGAACAGUGGGAUCAAGUGCACCCUCAGCAAGUUUGCAGGUGACACCAAGCUGAGGUGGUUUGACACACCUGAAGGACAGGAUGCCAUCCAGAGGGGCCCAGACAAGCUCCAGGAGUGGCCCAUGGCAACAUCAUGAGGUUUAACAAGGCCAA